Messenger RNA from Onthophagus taurus, 423 nucleotides. The record is from RefSeq and is a predicted model, not a curated record. NCBI's taxonomy places the organism in Eukaryota, Metazoa, Arthropoda, Insecta, Coleoptera, Scarabaeidae.
UAAAUAUUGAAUUUAAAUCCAAGAGCUGCAUAGUUUACUGAACUAGCAAACAACAAACAAAUCAAAAUGUUCAAAGUUAUUGUAUUCGCUGCCUUCUUGGCUUUAGCUGUUGCUGCCCCAGAACCUAAACCAAAACCAGGACUUGUAGCUGCCGCCUACACCGCACCAGUUGUUGGAACUCCUUUGGCUUAUUCAGCUCCAGUUGUACCUGCAGCUUAUUCAGCUCCAGUCGUCUCUGCUUAUAGUGCUUAUGGAUAUACAGCUCCUUAUGUUGCUCCUUAUGCUGCUCAUUAUACUGCUCCAGUUGUUUCUUCAUAUCAUGGUGUAGCUCCAGCUGUCGCAGCUUAUACUUCACCUGUUGUUGUAGCUUAAACUUAUCGAUAAUUGUUGAUGAAUAAAAUAAAAUCAAAUUUAAUAUAAAAA